Messenger RNA from Dunckerocampus dactyliophorus (ringed pipefish), 2923 nucleotides. RefSeq names its product regulator of G-protein signaling 9-like. The transcript has 17 exons. Bases 1366 to 2841 code for a protein of 491 amino acids. NCBI's taxonomy places the organism in Eukaryota, Metazoa, Chordata, Actinopteri, Syngnathiformes, Syngnathidae. The record is from RefSeq and is a predicted model, not a curated record. Gene Ontology annotation, biological process: G protein-coupled receptor signaling pathway; intracellular signal transduction; regulation of G protein-coupled receptor signaling pathway.
UGACGUACGUCUUCUCCCGGGAGAGCCGUCGGUCGAUCUCCUUGGAGCGGCGGACCUGCUCCACCUCGCCGCUGCUGAGUAGGCAGACGGGCAGGCACACUUUGAGCACGGACCGCGUCGGCAGGAAAUCCGCCAUGUUCGCGACAACUUCAUCGAUGCUAAUUCGGUGCGCGGUCGCGGGGCGCAGGCACGGGACCAAGCCCCUUCCCUCCACUCAGGAAGUAGACUGUUAUCGUCUAUUUGUCUGUGGACAGACUUAGAUGAGCUCCUUACCGUCAGUAUCUUAUAUUUAGGCGGCUUUACCUUUGCAAACGGAUGCAUUUAAUAUUGACUAGUUUACAAACUGAUCAUAUGACGCUCUAGCUAGCUAACAAGGACUCCGUGUAUUUCAUUUGGAGGUCUCGGGGGAUGGAGCUAUACACAAUAUAACGAGAUAUAACCCAACUUCUGGACUUUUCGGCUACAAAAUAGGUGUUAUUAAAGAUUCGACGUCACAAGGACUUUAAAGAUCACUAAACAAAACUUUAAACUCUUUAAACCCAAUUUGAGGAUGGAACGCCGCCGCCUAGCGGUUGGUGGCGGUUAUUGUGUAAUACUUUUCCUGGCGAGAAGAAAGCAGCUUUCUCAUUGGUCCAUGCUCUUUCAGGUUUGAGUCGUGUUCCGUUCACAAGCAUCGGAAACCCACAUAACCCACUAUUGGUAAACACUCUUACAAGCAAAUUAGAUUCGAUUCAAAUGUAUUGGCAUUCCACAUGCUCCAAGUACAUGGUAAUGAAAUAUAGUUUGGCAAAUAACCAAAAGUGCGAUAAACAACAAGUGCAGAAUUACUUUUUGUACAGAUGUGCCACCCGUGACAACAUUUAUAAAGUGUAUUUAUGGUUGUAACUACAGCAAUGAAUUCAUGUUAGAAUGGACGUCAAGUUAAUCACUAACAAAACAAAACCGAAAACUAUUUAAAACCGAAUCGACAAUAGAAUGUCGCCCUCUAUUGGUCGGUGAUGGCACUUGUGGAAUCAUCGGUCUAUUACUCGCAGGCUGGAGGUGUGUUGCAUUCACCGACAUACGAAAUAAGCACUGUCUUUUACAAUUACAUUAAUAUCUAACGAUAGUUAGAAACGUUUUCUCUAAGAUUUAUUAAUUGAAAUGCAACAAUCGAUAUAUGUCGAUAUAAAAACGAUGCACGGUAAGUAUGACCGUAUAAUUCUCAAUAUUACGACCUUGUUGGGAGUACAUGAAGGCACCAUCGGUAUUGAUCGUUGCACAUUCCCUCCAGCAGCAACAUCCCUACCCGUCACACACUCAUACACACAGAGCUCGCAGUUGCAUUGAGUGUGUGAGCCAAAGUGGAAUUUGUUAUCGGGCAUCAUGACAAUUAGAAACACUCUCCGGGAUCACGGGCAGAGGUAUCGACCACGGAUGGCCUGUCUGAAAAAGGCAGAAAAGGUGCUGCUGGAGAUGCAGGAUUCAAAAUCAGGAGUGAAGUCACAGCUGCAGCGACUGGUCAUCACCACCAUACCGCACGCCAUCACUGGUGAAGACAUCAUGGCAUGGCUGACUGACAGAUUCCAAAUAGACACGCAAGAGGCCAGGAGUCUGGGCUCCAUGCUGGUGGCGCUGGGCUAUGUCUACCCUCUGCAGGACCACAAACGCUUGGUCCUCAAGCCUGAUUCGUCCCUCUACCGCUUCCAGACGCCGUAUUUCUGGCCCGCCCAGCAGUGGCCCGUGGAGGACACGGAUUAUGCAAUCUACUUGGCCAAGAGGAACAUACGCAAGAAGGGAAUCCUGGAGAUGCACGAGCAGGAGCAGUACAACCAUCUUCACAAGUGGAUGAAUCACAAGUGGGACUUCAUUGUGAUGCAGGCUAAAGAGCAGUACAGGGCUGCAAAGGAGAGGAAGAAACCGGACCGUGUGGUGUUUGACUGCCAGGAGAGGGCCUACUGGGUGGUCCACAGACCUCCGCCAGGCAGCGUGAGCGCCAUGGACUAUGGACUUGAUAGACGAGUCGAUCCUAACGCAGACGAGGCCAAAACACCCGACUUCUACGAGAGAAUGAUGAUCUUCACCCAGCAGUCCAUCAUGAGGCCCAGGGUCAAGUCAUCGGUGUCCAUCGGAGCGUUGGUGAAAUACUGCGCCACCUACAACAGCCACGACCCCUUCCUGUCCAGAUGUCCACCCAGCAACCCCUGGCUCACCGACGAUGUCACCUACUGGUCCCUGAACAUGCCCAACGUGGAGACGCCAACAAAGAUGCGCGUGGAGCGCUGGACGUUCAGCUUUGGCGAGCUUCUCUCGGACCCGCGAGGCCGUGACGACUUCAGGCGCUUCCUGAAGAAAGAGUUCAGUGGCGAGAACUUGGCCUUCUGGGAAGGUUGCGAGGACUUAAAGUGGGGUGCGGCCACCACCAUGAAGGAGAAAGCCGAGCAGAUCUACAAGACCUUCCUGGCCCGUGGCGCCCCCCGCUGGAUCAACAUAGACGGAAAGACGAUGGAAAUCACGGUGAACGGCCUGAAGCAUCCACACAGAUACGUCCUGGAUGCCGCCCAGACCCACAUCUACAUGCUGAUGAAGAAAGACUCGUACGGCCGCUACAUGAAAUCUCAGGUGUUUAAGGACACGUUGAAGAGGGCCAUAUGCCCGGAGGAGCACAAGUUCACCGACGCCCAGCUGGAGCACAACUCCAAGAACCGCCGGCCCAGCAUCAGCCCUAUCAUCCUCCGCCAGCAGGAGCUGGAGGAGCGGGCCAAGAUGGCUGCCAACGCUCCCAUGGACAUCACACAGGUCAUGAGCAAACUCAGCAAGCAGCAGAAGGGGGCCGCCCCGCCCCCUCCACCCCAGAAAUGAUGCAUACAAAAUGUUAGCAGCUGCUGCUGUGAAAUUGAUUACCUUUUUAUCAGAGGGUGCAAAGGUGGAUGAACCUGUAGUU